Molecule: messenger RNA, 825 nt
Organism: Mytilus trossulus (common blue mussel)
Lineage: Eukaryota; Metazoa; Mollusca; Bivalvia; Mytilida; Mytilidae
Exons: 1
Coding region: 1-825 (274 amino acids)
Source: RefSeq, a predicted model, not a curated record
AUGGUUUGCUGUGAUGAAGGAACAUUGUGGAUUGGUCACAAUAAAACCCAAAUAUUACAGAAGAUACAAUUUUCAGACGGACAAGUGAAUAUUAUAAAGGAAAUAUCUAUACAUUUAACUGGCAUGGCCUUCUUAUCAUCUGGAGACUUACUAUUAUCUAAUGCAGAACCAAAUCUUAAAAUGAUUUGCCAUACCACUGAAAAAAUGACCAAAUCAAAAUAUAGUGUAGCUCCCUUAAUAACAGGUGCCAUCCAUGUAACCUUGGAUGAUAAGAUUGUGAUCAGAACCAGAAAGAAAGGACCGGUCUUCCCAGUUGAAGGCACAAGACAAGUUGUUGUUAUGGAUAUAAAAGGAAGAACUGAAAAGGUGUAUGAUCUCGACAAUAAUGGAGAGCCUAUCUUUUCUGCUCCACAAAGCAUAGCAACAGACAGUGACAAUAACAUGUAUGUUCUAGAUCGUCUGAAUAGAGAUAACUGUGGUAGGAUAGUGGCACUAGAUAGAACUAACGGCGUAAGGUUGAUAUAUAGUGGUAAUCCAAAUAUCAGGAAAGGACAAGUCAUAUUCAAACCAAGAGAUUUGGCGGCUACUAAACUAAAAAACCUUAUCAUUACAGAUAUGGAAAGUAACAUGAUUUAUAUCUUAAACAGUUUAGGACAGUGCAUUCAUUACUUAAACACUAAUGAUCAGUUAGGUAUCCUUUUUCCAUUUUCUUUAAAAAUUGACAACAGAGGAACAUUGUACAUAGGUUGUAGUACAUACGAAAGUGGACCUGCUGAGGCCAAAAUAUAUAGUGUUAAGUUUUCGGGGUUUCUAACAUCUAAGUAA